Leishmania braziliensis MHOM/BR/75/M2904 is the source of this 681-nucleotide messenger RNA. RefSeq names its product putative peroxisomal membrane protein 4. NCBI's taxonomy places the organism in Eukaryota, Euglenozoa, Kinetoplastea, Trypanosomatida, Trypanosomatidae. The coding region runs from base 1 to 681 and encodes 226 amino acids. Gene Ontology annotation, cellular component: peroxisomal membrane. The transcript has a single exon. The record is from RefSeq and is a predicted model, not a curated record.
AUGUCCAUUGUUGUCCCCCAAGUCGCACCGAAGGCGCACACCGUGCCCACCUUCUCCGGUCCCCACGGCGCCGUCGUGGAGCGCAUCAACCGCAUGAUCGCCUCUGGCAACUUCGACGUCUUCUUCACCGCUCUCAAGGGGUUUCGAAACGGUUUAGUCUAUGGCACCCGCGUCCGUGCCCCGCACGCCCUCGUGCUGAACCUGGUGUGGAGCAAGUCCCCGUACAGCUCGAUGCCUGCAAAGAUCCUCAAGGUCACGAAGACCCACGCGCUAGGCCUUGGGUAUAGCUCGGCCACCUUCGCCGUCAUACGCGGUAUCUUACGCAACCUGCAGGGCACUACGCAUGCGUGGCACAACGCCUUGGCGGGUUUCGUGGUUGGCUGUCUCUUCUGGGGUGACCCCAGCAACGGUGUCCACGUUCAGAUGAUGAUGUACAUGCUUGCUCGCAUCGUGUGUGCCCUCUACCACCUGCUCACCUCCACGUGCGUAAUGUCGAUUCCGCCAGUGGCGUACCGGCUGUACAUGGGCUGCCUGUGGUCCCUGGCCAUCAUGUUCCUCAUGUACUCCCCAGAUAAGCUGCAGUCAUCUAUGGCGCAGUCCUUGGAGUACAUUUUCAAAGACAGCGGCAAGUUCAGCAGCUGGUACGACCUCGUCGUGGUCAACUCUGUUGACACUCUGUAG